UAUACCGUGUGAAGUAGUUUCCGCUUCCGGUUAAUUUUGCAAGUCAGUCGCCGGUAGAAUAUCAUUGUUUAUCAACUGUUUUAAAAAAAACGUGAUGGACAGACUAUUAAGGCUUGGUGGAGGAAUGCAUGGUUUAGGACAGGGAGCUCCCCCGUCAGAUGCUCCAGCAGUGGAUACAGCUGAACAAGUUUAUAUUUCUUCUCUUGCUCUAUUAAAGAUGUUGAAGCACGGUCGAGCUGGGGUACCAAUGGAGGUCAUGGGUUUGAUGUUAGGAGAGUUUGUAGAUGACUACACUGUCAGAGUUAUUGAUGUCUUUGCUAUGCCCCAGUCGGGAACAGGUGUUAGUGUGGAGGCAGUAGACCCUGUAUUCCAGGCUAAGAUGUUAGAUAUGCUCAAACAGACUGGCAGACCAGAGAUGGUUGUAGGCUGGUACCAUUCCCAUCCAGGAUUUGGCUGCUGGUUAUCUGGGGUAGAUAUAAAUACACAACAGAGUUUUGAGGCACUUUCAGAGCGAGCUGUAGCAGUGGUUGUAGAUCCUAUACAGAGUGUCAAAGGCAAGGUGGUGAUAGAUGCAUUUAGAUUGAUCAAUCCCAACAUGAUGGUACUAGGACAGGAGCCCAGACAGACAACCUCUAACCUAGGACAUUUACAUAAACCCUCUAUACAGGCUCUUAUACAUGGUCUCAAUCGUCAUUAUUAUUCAAUCGCCAUCAACUACAGGAAAAACGAGCUGGAACAGAAGAUGUUGUUGAAUCUCCACAAGAAAUCUUGGGCAGAUGGCCUCACAUUACAAGAUUAUAAAACACAUUGUUCUACCAAUGAAACAGUUGUCAAGGAGAUGUUGGAACUCGCCAAAAAUUAUCACAAGGCAUUAGAGGAGGAAGAAAGCAUGACACCAGAACAACUUGCAAUAAAAAAUGUUGGGAAACAGGAUCCAAAACGCCAUCUGGAGGAACAUGUAGAUGUACUGAUGACAGAGAAUAUAACACAGUGUCUAGGGGCCAUGUUACAUACUGUUGUGUUUAAAUGAGGUCACAAAACACCGAACAUAUUUUAACAUUAUGCUGAUUCAUCAGAUUGUAUUACAUUACAAUUAUUUGUGUACCAGAUACAUGUAGGUGUUGAAACAUUUCAUAAGAACAUUCAGUGUCUGUACGUUAGCAAAGAAAUUUCUGCAUCUAUUUCAUCCUGAAAUUUGUUAGGAUACACUCAGAUCAUCA
Molecule: messenger RNA, 1220 nt
Organism: Mercenaria mercenaria
Lineage: Eukaryota; Metazoa; Mollusca; Bivalvia; Venerida; Veneridae
Product: 26S proteasome non-ATPase regulatory subunit 14
Exons: 10
Coding region: 95-1030 (311 amino acids)
Biological process (GO): protein deubiquitination; proteasome-mediated ubiquitin-dependent protein catabolic process
Cellular component (GO): proteasome regulatory particle, lid subcomplex
Molecular function (GO): metallopeptidase activity; proteasome binding; protein binding
Source: RefSeq, a predicted model, not a curated record